UUUUUUUUCCCUUGGCUCGGCUUAGAGGAGUAUAAGCCGGGUGCCCGAAAAAUAGCACUCGGCUUAUAGGCUAACACACGGGAAAACCGAAUUUUCCUGUAGUGCUUAUUGUACAAAAAAUAAUUCCAGAGGGGUUUCCGCAAAAAACUAGGGCACACACCCUUGCCUCCGACAUCCAGUCACCGACAUCGGUCCCAUGCCAUGUUGGUAUGCCUCGUCAGCGUCGCGGACGUAUACAAAUGUCAUUGUAACCGUAUAUGCACGUCCAUGUCAAGUUAUGAAACCAGUAUGAUGUAUUUUGCAAGUUCAGGCACUAAACUGCACAUCCGUGGCAAGUUCAAGCACGUCUUUCCUCACCAAAGCGGUGGCUCGGUCGCUUUCGCACGCUCCAUCUCCUUCCCCCUCGGCCCCUUGAGGCCUUGCUCUGCAAAAUCUCAAUCAAAAACCUGGUUUAGUUCUCGCGAUUGAUCUGCAAUCACAAAAAGAAGGAAUAAAAACCAAGAAGGAUCCUGGCAUUACAGUGCAACAGUGCCACUUGUUUUGUCUGACACAACGGUACAGCUGAAAACAUCACUCACACGUGCACGCCCGCGUGUCACUGUCAGACAACAGCUCAACUGAUACAUCAAUUGAGGGAGCUUCGCUGGGAUCACCGUCUCCAUCUUUAUAAGCCAGCAACGCCACACAGACGCAAACACACACGCACGCACCCAUCAUCAAGCGUAGCUAUCUAGCUCUCAAGUGACCAGCUCGGCGGCAAUGGCGCGCGCCUUCGUGCGCUCCAUCUCCUUCCCGCUGAGCCCGUCGAGGUCGUCGUCCUCCUCCAAGCCGCGCGCGCCGUCGUCAUCGUACCAUGCGCGGUCCGUAAGCCUACCGUGCCGGUCGCACCCGAUCCUGGCGCACCUCCACACCCACAUCCGCGCCGUGCGCGCCUGGGCGCAGCAGGGACCAGCGGCGUUGGCCGCCUCCGUGGCCGUGGGGCUGGCGCACGUGGACGCGCUCCACUCCUCGCUCGGCGACCUGCUGGACCUGCCCGAAGCACAGGCCGCGCUCUCCGGCGCCGGCGGCACCGUGGACCGCCUCCUCGACUCCUUCCUCCGCCUCGCCGACGCGCACGGCUGCUUCCAAGAGACCGUAGUGGCGCUCAAGCAGGACGUCGCCGAGGCGCUGGCGGCCGUCCGCCGUCGCGUCGGGGCGCGCCUUGCCUCCGCCGUGCGGUCCCAGUGCAGGGCCGGCCAAGAGCUCGCCCGCCUCGCCGCCACGGCCAGGGAGUCCGCCGUCCGGCCCACGCGCCUGAGCAUCCUCGGCGGCGGCCAAGGCAGCGCGGCGGAGGUGGAGGUGACGGGGCUGCUGAUGGAGUCGGCCGCGGCGACGGCGUCGGCGUCCGCCGCGCUGUUCGGUGCCGUCGCGGCCAUGUCCGGGUCCGUGGAGGCGGAGUCCUGCUCGUGCAAGGGCACGGCGGCGCUGGUGUGCCUGGUGAAGAAGAACAAGAAGAAGUCGUCGGCGCCGGGGUGUGGGGAGGAGGGGGUGGCGGUGGCGGCCGUGGCGGAGAGGCUGGAGGAGCUGGAGGAGUGCAUCGAGGAGCUAGAGGCCGGCAGCGAGAAGGUGUUCCGUAGCCUCGUGCAAACCCGGGUCGCGCUGCUCAACAUCCACACGCUCCACAUCUUCUAGCUUUACUACUAUCACUAUCAUCCAUGAUCCAUCCAUCUUAAUUGUAGUACUAAUGAAAUUAGUGCUAGCAAUCCAGUGUAACUGUAAAUAAGUUAAGUAGAUGAUGAAUAGAAGAAGGAAUUUGUGCAACUCCUGCAUA
This is a messenger RNA of Aegilops tauschii subsp. strangulata, 1810 nucleotides long. RefSeq lists its product as uncharacterized. NCBI's taxonomy places the organism in Eukaryota, Viridiplantae, Streptophyta, Magnoliopsida, Poales, Poaceae. The record is from RefSeq and is a predicted model, not a curated record. Gene Ontology annotation, biological process: root development; shoot system development.